Messenger RNA from Fusarium odoratissimum NRRL 54006, 2478 nucleotides. RefSeq names its product cytochrome c peroxidase, mitochondrial. The transcript is spliced from 2 exons. Gene Ontology annotation, molecular function: heme binding; peroxidase activity. The record is from RefSeq and is a predicted model, not a curated record. Gene Ontology annotation, biological process: response to reactive oxygen species; cellular response to oxidative stress; hydrogen peroxide catabolic process. Bases 1129 to 2205 code for a protein of 358 amino acids. Lineage: Eukaryota; Fungi; Ascomycota; Sordariomycetes; Hypocreales; Nectriaceae.
AAUCUUCUUUCGACAUCAAAGAUUUCAUUUAUGGAGAACAAUCCAAUCAAAGGUAUUGCACCACAACGACAUUCUGAUCUGAUCCUCGGUGCCAUAAUAGAUGUUGAAACAAUCGGAGACGGAGGCCCUGUUUCGAUUCGGGUGCCACGCCGUGCUGACUGAUGAUCGCUAUGCGUUAGCUGAUGAGGUGUUGGGAUUCUGUAAUGGAGGGUUACUUUCAGGGUCCCAAUCCAUCAGAAAUUUUCUCUUGUCUCUCCAAAUUCGACUAGCCGAACCCUGAUGGUUGGUCGCCUCGUGGUUCACAGCCGAGAGGGUGUCCCCUUUUUGGCCUGACACAUGGAAACCGUUUUUAGACGACUUGUCUCAUGAGCCUCAUGUUGAAGUGUUGCUAAAUCAUAAGCGGGCAUAACACUGAAUGCUUCAAAGAAUGACCCCUGCUGUCCCUCGACAGGCCUCAGUAUUAGCAACCUCUCAGAGGCGAGAGAAUCUUCAUUACCAAGGAUCUCCACCGACUCCACCCGGUCCAUAAGAGCGUCAUCCCCGCCAGGUUUGAUAAAAGAAAUGGGGCUGAGAUAUCAAAUUGGCCAAUUGUGGAUGUUCAAUUUCAAGACAUCGCGCCGGUCCAUGAAGCCGGGUACAGCUCCGAGGCGAGAGUACCUGGGGAAGUUGAGGGUGAUGUUAGGAAUCAAUUUGUGGUACAUCGAUGGCAGUGAUAUCCGAAGGAAGAGUUCUCCAAACCAGUACCUCAGUGAAUAGCAGCAAUUCCAUCAUGGCCUCCCCGAUCUCGGAACACGUACAUGUCAAAGAUCGAAACACUCCGGCACGGAAAUGGAAAGGGCUUGGGCUUGAGACAAAAGCUGCUUGCCUCGUUCGGCAACCCUCCAUGAAUCGUGUCCCUGGCAGAGGUUAUCAGUUAGGGUCGGGACUGCCUGACUUCCUGGCACUGACACGGCAGGUCCCCGUUUCGCCCUCGGCUUCCCGCCACUUCAUCCGACGCAUCCCUUCUUAAUAGAUGCCACAGACCUUCUCGUCUUAACUCUUUCUUCUUCCUCUUUCAUCCUCUCUUUACAAUUCCUUGGAGUCACUUUUCCAAAGCGUCUUACCACUUUGUAAUCUUACACACCCAAGAUGGCCUCCGCUACCCGACAGUUCGCCCGCGCGGCCACUCGCGCCACUCGCAACGGCUUCGCCAUUGCUCCUAGACAGGUCAUCCGCCAGCAGGGUCGCCGAUACUAUUCUUCUGAGCCCGCGCAGAAGUCAUCUUCCGCCUGGGUGUGGUUGACCGGUGCCGCUGUCGCUGGUGGUGCUGGUUACUACUUCUACGCCAACGGCGCUUCUUCCGCUACCCCCAAGGUUUUCAACCCUACCAAGGACGACUAUCAGAAGGUUUACAACGAGAUUGCUGCUCGCCUGGAGGAGAAGGAUGACUAUGAUGACGGCAGCUACGGCCCCGUUCUCGUACGUCUCGCUUGGCACGCCAGCGGUACCUACGACAAGGAGACUGGCACUGGUGGCAGCAACGGUGCCACCAUGCGAUUCGCCCCUGAGGCUGACCACGGCGCCAAUGCUGGUCUGGCUGCUGCCCGCACCUUCCUCGAACCCGUGAAGGAGAAGUUCCCUUGGAUCACCUACUCUGACCUCUGGAUCCUUGCUGGUGUUUGCGCUAUCCAGGAGAUGCUGGGCCCUGCCAUUCCUUACCGACCUGGUCGCUCUGAUCGUGAUGUCUCUGGUUGCACACCCGACGGACGUCUUCCCGACGCCUCAAAGCGCUCUGGACAUCUCCGAGACAUUUUCUACCGUAUGGGCUUCAACGACCAGGAGAUUGUCGCCCUCUCCGGCGCCCACGCUCUUGGCCGCUGCCACACUGACCGAUCCGGCUACGAAGGUCCCUGGACUUUCUCCCCUACCGUCCUGACCAACGACUACUUCCGCCUACUUGUCGAAGAGAAGUGGCAGUGGAAGAAGUGGAACGGCCCUGCCCAGUACGAAGACAAGUCUACCAAGUCUCUGAUGAUGCUUCCUAGCGACAUUGCCCUGAUCGAGGACAAGAAGUUCAAGCCUUGGGUCGAGAAGUACGCCAAGGAUAACGAUGCCUUCUUCAAGGACUUUUCCGACGUCGUUCUCCGACUAUUCGAGCUCGGUGUUCCUUUCGCCCAGGGCACUGAGAACCAGCGCUGGACCUUUAAGCCCACAAACCAGGAAUAAGUGGUCGAAAUACGACAGAGAGCGGCUUGAGAUGCCUUUGAAGGAACUAUGCGACGACUGAAAUUGGUCAUCAUAUCAUCGAUGAACUUGAAGAAGAGCGAUAUCCGGAGUUUUGGUUGUGAUUAUUUGGGUGCUGGUUAAGAUCGCCAGCCUAGGUAUAGACCAUGUCAUGAGUUUUGACAACAUGAGCGUGUCAAUAGACUAAGGUGUCUACCGUCUUAUACGGCAGAGACCAAAAGAAGAAGAAAAUUUAUAGUUUUUUAAAUUUUGUGU